Molecule: messenger RNA, 6779 nt
Organism: Nomia melanderi (Alkali bee)
Lineage: Eukaryota; Metazoa; Arthropoda; Insecta; Hymenoptera; Halictidae
Source: RefSeq, a predicted model, not a curated record
UCUCGCAUCAAUGCGAAACUUCCGCGUAAGAACAACCUUGAAGUCCGUAAUCACGAUGACGUCCGACGAUAACCGACAUUCGCUGCAGUCGAUUAAACUAUCCCACUUCGCGCGCAACAUGCAUCGUCGCCGAACGUGAUCUAUCUACCCUCGACUCCUCCUCGAGUAUUCUUCAGCGAAAAAGUACUCCGAAAUCCUACGCGCGAUUCGAAUUCAAACCCAUCGAUCCCCGAUCCUGACGUUGCCGACGGCGAUCGCCACUCGAGUCCCUUAACCAAACUCAAACGUCCUCUCGCAAGAACAAACCUCCAAUCGCAACCACCCCCGACCAUCGGGUAACCGUUGAAAAGCGCUCCAAAUCGUCCCUGUUUGUUCGGUCACGUUCGGCGAACGUGUUCAAGAAGCCGAAUCCGCGAUUUCCGCGAAGCAUUCACCGCGGGCCGAAUUCCCCGUAAGGAAAGUCUAGAUUCGCGGCGAGAAGCAAAAACCUCAGCCGUUUUCUCGCGCGGUUGCAAGAAGUUGCGGUAUCGAAAUUAUCUCUCCGGAGCGGUUAGUCAACGAUAACCGAUCGCCGUGCGUGCACGCGUAGUCUGCAGACCGAAGCAUUCGCAGAAAGUAACCGAAUAAGUGUUUCUUUGAGGACGUAAGCUAAUAACGUCGGUGUCAGUCGCGUGGCGCAGCUGCCGAGAGCGCCGUUUUCGCUGCCGCGGCAUCGAUCCGCCACCAGUCAGCCAUAACCUCUGCGACUCCGCUAGCUGUUCACCCUCUAGCCUACCGAAACGGCGGAACCGUCGUGGGAAGUUCCGACGAAGAUUCCCGUCGAGUUUCCUUCGAAUUCGCGCGUCGCCACUUCGAAAUCUUCGUCACGGGAGCAAAGUCGGGGCAAGGCUAUUCGACAGCAGCGCACUGCAGGAAGACCUUCAAACGUGUGCUACCCCUACGGCAGGAUCUACGGUUUCAGUGGAACGGGCCAGGCGCAGAGCAGGCAACCAGGAAAACGUCGUCGAAGGAAAAGGUGGCUCGAAGAGGAACUUGAUGGCAGUCGAACCGCAGUGCGGUUGUCGAUUUAGCGGCUGCAACGGCUAGCUCCUCGGGAAGAGGAAACCGAGUGAAGUGUCUCUGGCCUCCUGGAACAGGCGAGCAUGAGUGUUCGUGGCCCGUGGACGCGUGCUUCGACGCGUGUGUCUCCUCGAUAGCGGUGUGUACCGCGGACGUCGACGUCUGACGUCAUUGGUUCCGGCGGGAAGACGAGAGACAGCCAGAAACGCACACCAGCACCAUGGACAAGCAGGAUUUUCUUACCAAUCUCCAUUAUUUGCCGAUCUUCCUGUUCAUCUCGCUUCCCAGCGUUUUUAUUGUAACUUACAUAAUUGCGGUUGUGUUGGGCCACGUGGAGGCCGGGUUCCCAUACAUCUCAGACGCAGCCACGUAUGCACCAGAAAGUUGCAUAUUCGCCCAGUUUAUCAAUAUGCUAGCGAUGCUCAUGUCAUUCGUGGUCUAUAUAAGGUACUCCCAGGUAAAAGAGUGCACGACAAUAUUCAGCUUGCAAACAUCUUUACCAAAAUGGAACCACUGGGCCCUAAUAUUUGGCCUAACGUCUACCUUCGGGCUUUCCGUUGUGGCGAAUUUUCAAGAGACUUCCGUGCUUGUUGUUCAUUUCAUUGGAGCGCUUCUUUGUUUUGGUGGUGGCACUGCUUAUUUCUGGACGCAAGCCGUGUGCACGUUCUACCUACAUCCGCUCGGAUGUUCGUUGAGACUCGCGCAUCUGCGAACCGCAUUGUCCAUCUUCUGCACCGUUUGUUUCUUCGUCACCCUCAUCACCGGAGUGCUGUCGCACUUGGCCUAUAAGGGAACGAACCCACAAAAAUGGUACAAAGAGGACGGUGGGUUUGAAUUGCACGUGGCCAGCACUGUCACCGAAUGGAUCUGCGCUGCGGCUUUCUGCGUCUACCUCCUAACAUUCACGGAUGAAUUCAGGGACAUCAAGAUUAGCCAUCCGAAGGCACGCAGAGGCGUCGGCGGUUAUGUGAAUCUCCUCUCACACUCCCCAGUGAACACCCCAUGUCCCGGCUACAGGUACUGCGAGUCCCGUGAGGCAUUGCUAGACGAAGUCGCGCCUCUGGUUGCGACCACACCGCCAGCUGCUACCUGCGACAUUGAGAGGAGGACCGACGUCCUCUGCCCGGUGCAGAUACACGUGCAAGACCCAUCGAUGCGCGAACGACGACGACAGGAGACGACAGAAACGGAGGACACGGAGAACAGGCAGAAAUGGGGCGAGGAUUACCCCAGAAAGUGGAUCGACCUUGACGAGAACGUCCUGGACGGUUAUAUAUUGAUAGACGACGCUUGCUUGGAACCAACAGUUGCUAUCGAAGAGUCGCAAGAGCUUCUUUACCCCGAGGGAGCCGCCGAAGUGGACGACGACGAAGACGACGCGGACAGUCACGGUAAAGGCGACAUUUCGAUCUACAACAGGAUGAGACGAGGACUUCUGAAAAGACCCGGCGAGGAGUCAGACCUCUGCACCACCUAUCCGCUAGCUAAUAGCCACGGCAGCGGCCGGGAUUGGAGCAGCCACCCUAAAUACGGUGAAUUGUACUCUCACCUAGCCGUUAAGAAAUUUCUUGAGGCUAAUCGCGAGGAGAUGGCUAACUACUCGGUAGCCAAUAGUCAUGGCAAUCAAAGUGUGUCGUCGGAGAACAGAGAGAGCUUUAGGGACACAAUGGAGACUGAUCAGCAGAACUGGGACAGCAGACCGAACACGAAUUACGAGGUGGCUAACAGUCAUAGCAGCUAUGAAGUACAUCUCGAGGGACAGGCGCAGCAAGAGGAAAUGCUGCAGACGACAGGCUGGCCGGUGGCUUCUUGGAGAGAGCAUUUGUUUAACACUUCAAUGCCCGAGGAGCAGAAACUGAAGUCGGCGAAUGUUAGCGUCGCCGAUGAUAAUGAGACGAUGAAGACUAAGACGGAGGCGACGUUGGAGAGUGACACUCACGCUGAGCCAGCUUGUGACAUCGAGCAGUGUUUGGUUCAGAUCGAAGAGAGCCUGUUGAACAUUGAACAGAAUUUACUUCAUGUACAGGAUCUGGAUAUCCCGGAGCUAAGGAAUCUUUUGUACAACAGUCCGAGCAUCGAGAAGAGCCUGUACGAUGUACAGGAUCUCCUCUACGCUGAUGGUAUCGUCCCAGUGAUAAAGAAGAAGAAAACUUUGUCGUUAGAGUCCGAGGACGAAAACGAGGAUGACGAAGAGGACGAUGAAGAGGAGCAGGAUUGGAUGGAGCGCGAUCUGACGAUCAAAGACAACGACGACGAAGACGAUAAUCCCGGCGUCGGUGUCAUUGAUCCCUCUAACGAGCUGUCUUCGGACACGACCAACGCUGAAGACACUACACAAUCAGGAUCAGCGAACUGCUCGAACGCCGACUUUAUGAACGGUUCACCGAUCGUGCAGGAGGAGAACUCGAAUUACGCCGCGAAAGCGAUGAACUUCAUCCCGAACAGUCUCAACAAAACGCUACCCAGGAGAAUCGUUCUCGAAGGAUCCAAAGAGAACAUCCGCCUGUGUUCAUCCGGACCCGAAGAACCGACAACUAUAGACUACAAUCUCAACACCACGUGCGCAGAGAAGAAGCUACUGUGCCGCGACAAGUGUCACAACAGAACGAACUCCUUGGACGAGAACUCGACCUUCCCGAAUCUGGACUCCGCCGAUAAGCUAGAAACCGGAAAGAGCUCGCUACAGAAUCUUCUGUUCGAGUCUGCGAACGGCAACACGUUGGAUCUUUCCGGGAAGGCUAGGUCGGAGGAGAUACUGCAAACUUCCAGGGAGAAGUUUCUGAGGAGUUUGAACAGGAGAGGGAUGGACGAGAAACGUUGGACCAUCAUGGAGGCUAGGACGGAAGACUUUAGGAAGAAGAUCGAGUCCAUCGCUUCCCAUAGACGUUUCACAGUGGCCGGUGCUAAUGAUCCGAAGAAGAUGAGAUCGUCCAAGGAAUCGAUAGAUAGGGGCACAAGUUCCAGGGAGAAGUCACCUAGCAGGACACGCCGCGGUAUGGUGUCCGGUGAUAGGAGUCAAGAGAAGGACAAGGAGCCCGGUAGUGCGAGAAGUUUCGAGAAAAGGAAGAGGAAGAAGAUAUCGAGUAGAAGUCAAAGUUCCUCGGAGAACGCUCUUGUGCCUAGCAAACUGAUCUCUCUGUCGCUCUCCCUGCUACUCGCGGCGUUGCUGCAAGCAGUCAGGUGUCUGACAGAUUUGGUCGAGGACGCGUUCAAGUCUGUCAGCUACGACAGAGGCGGCCUACUACAAUGAAACCGUGAUCCGCGACCCGUUUUCGUCCGGCACGAAAACGACAUCGGGGGACACUCGUAGCGUCCACGGAUAACGCGUUUAGAUCGGUAACGUUUAGACAGUAUACACACGUAUUUUUCGUCGCACUCGCCCUCUUUUUCGAACGUCUCCUUUAUACGCUUCCGUCCAAGACCAGGUUCCCGUUCCGAUGGCACUCGACUCUUAUCGGAAAUAAUGGAUGUAUCUGUCGGUAUUAGGAACGUAGACAGUUCAUAAUGUGAUUAGCGUUACGGUGUCACACCGAUGGGUUGUCGCACGUGAUUUCAUGGAUCUUCGGGAGACGCUUCUGCGAAUUAAACUUACGACGACAAGUAUUUUGUAUUAAACUGACAGAUGAUGCUUGUGUGUUCCUGCGCACUGAAUAUGAAUCUAAAAGAUUUUCUGUCGGCUUCAGCUUGCGGAAAAUAUGAUUUUCAUGGAGAAAUGAAUUUUUCUUUAUUUCAAGGUUCUUUGCCCGUGAAUUGUGACGCUGCGAAGUUAUUCCUGCGGAUGAUUUUUGUAUCUGAUGGGCAUGUGGGUGUUAGCGUUUUCGAAUGAAAUAAAAUAUUUUGUAAAGUAGCUUAUUAUCGUUAUUACUAUCAUUACAUAAACUGUAAAUAAUAGAAAUAAAUUGGAUUCAUAUUCAUUGUUCUGAUAUGUACAAUAAUCGUUCAUCGAACGUCGGAAUUACGCAAGAAACACUGACGUUUGUUAUUAAGCUAUGUUCCUUUCCAAAUAAAAUGAUUUCGAAUUUAUUUAAAGUAGUUGUAGCGGACAAAAUCUGAUUUUAUAAUUACGAAUCGAAUGCAAAUACAAGUUUUUUAUACUGGGACCAUUAACAUUUACAUGCAUUUACCACGGAUUAGAUUUACAUGAAAAGUGUUCUGACAUUAACGAACAUUUCUAUAAGAAAUAAUAAUUCAUUAAUCCGUCGGAACAUUUUUCUAGCGCGACUUUUAAGUAAGUCUGACUUAAUUUUCCUAUAAAAACAUCAUUAAUAAGACUUCAAACAUUUUAUAAAUUCUAGCUACAACAAUUAUCAAUUUUUGCACUAUGUGCAUAGACGCACUUCAAAAUUUGCAAUCGAAGGAUCAACGAAAGAAACACAGCACUCGGUCGUAUCUUCGAAGAAUUCCAUUCUCUCAAAAGUUCAAGUUUCCCACGACGAUCUCAUCUUGAAUCAUAUCAAAGCCGCUCAAUUUAUUUCGGUGACCGUCGCAUACAACGUUCGAACAACACAAUUUUCCGAAAGAUCUCCCGCGGUUCACGUGCGGCGACCCGAUAAAUCGCGUCUCGAACCGUUUGUAGGUCUUUUAGCGAUAGCGUGGAAUCAUAGCGAACGAUCUACGGUACCAGACCGCGAGAACUAUCAUCGCGAUAAGAAUCGUCGGUAACGCAGGACACGAGUCUUUCAGUGCUAACAUUCCAAUGGACCGUAUCAAGUUCCACUGUCUGUCGUAAAUGUUCAGUGUACGAUCCCUAGAUUACGAGAACGACGAAGAAAAGACGGACGAGCGUACGCAUCUCGUUCGGAAAACCGUCUUCAACGUCGACUCCUACAAAGUCGACUCCUAAAAACCCAGAACUGGUCUUGGAAACCGCGAACGAAAUGAAGCUCGCUAAUACCGAGACUUCCGGGUUCGAACCUAUCAUUUGCAACCAUAAACGUCCAGAAGCUGCGCAGCUGAUGUCUGUGAUAAAUGCUAUGCUUACGAUACACACGAUUAUGUUUUUACACGGAACGCUGCCAGGAGAAAGGGAGAAAGCUGGAAUGAAACGGAGAAAAUGGAAACGGAAGAAGGAACGCACGUUUUUAUGUUUCUAUUUUUUUUCCUUUUUGUUUACUUGCUGUUCCAUUGUACGAUCGUCGGAGAACGUCGCGAAAGAUCCGGAGGAUCCUCGUCCGAUGAUCGCAACGAGGAUUGGUACGGUGGUCGGCUGGCCCGGGGAUAAUCCGGUUUAUCGGAGCGCAAUCAGAACUUUCUACGAGCUUCCAGGGGAAGGUGUUUACAGAUCGCUAGACUCGGUAUGUGACAGAAAGCGAUGACGAUGACGCGGCACGCGGAACGAUAGUGCACGAUAAAUAGAAACGUGGAAUGUCGCAGAUAAGUCUUAUCGACGGUGCAAAGUACGGGCUAAAGCGUUGCACGGUGUUCUGAACGUCGCGCACGUACGAUUCAAAAGUGCCUAAACUCGUCGCGUAUCGCCAGGUACGCGGGGUACAGUACAUAUUAUCUUUAAUUAAUGUUAAAUCGGAGAGAAAGGGAGAGAGAGAGAGAGAAAGUGAGAGCGAGAGAGUGGGAGAGAAAGAGAAAAAAAAGAGAGAAUAAGAGAAAGAAAUCGAGGAAUUAACGAUUAAUCGCUACCUAUGUCUCUACCUACGUAAGCCUCUUUUUUCAAGGUGUAACGUUGCUAGGAGGAGAGAAAAAGAAAAUAAAGGAAAGCAGGCCAA